Molecule: messenger RNA, 957 nt
Organism: Gregarina niphandrodes
Lineage: Eukaryota; Apicomplexa; Conoidasida; Eugregarinorida; Gregarinidae
Product: protein kinase domain protein
Exons: 2
Coding region: 1-957 (318 amino acids)
Biological process (GO): mitotic DNA damage checkpoint signaling; protein phosphorylation
Cellular component (GO): nucleus; cytoplasm
Molecular function (GO): ATP binding; protein serine/threonine kinase activity
Source: RefSeq, a predicted model, not a curated record
AUGGGACCGAGUAAGUUGGAGUUGAGGCAUGAUGGCUGGCGAACAAGCGUUAUAUUACACAAACGUUAUAUGACACAAACGUUAUAUUACACAAACGCGAAUAAGGAAUUUCGUAUCCUUGAAAAAUUGAAAGGAUCUAAUCAUGUGGUUGAUUUGCGAGCCAGUAUUGAGACGAGUGCAGGAGACCGUUUAUUAAUCUUGGAAUAUCUUCCUCAUCGUUUAUUUACUUUUAUGGAAGAUGGGAUUUAUGAUUGCACUCUAACGGAGUUGGGUAUUUGGGAGGUUGCUAGGCAAAUAUUGAAUGGUCUGGAUGAAUUAAGAAGAAAGAAUGUAUGUCAUAAAGACAUCAAGCCAGAGAAUAUAUUGACCAGCCAAAAGUUACCCGAAGAAUGGGUUAUGAAUAAUUGCGAAAAUUCCGAAUCGAUUGGUCCCCAGAUGUUCAAGGCCACUGAACUAGGUCAUAGCAACAUACUCAUUGAUGAUUUGGUACAAAAGGAUAAUAUUCAACCACCAUCUGAUCUACUAACUAUCGUAUUAAUUGACCCCACUGAUUUGACAGAGUUGAAGAAUGAUUUCAAGAUUAAAUUUGUUGACUUUAAUAUUUCGAGCGAGAGUCUUAAUAUUUAUGACGCUGAAGGCACCAAUGCCUUCACACCACCAGAGGUGUUUCUCAAAACCGCAAACACGUUCGAUGGUGUUAAACGCGACUUGUGGAGUAUCGGAUGCUCUCUCUUCAUCAGUGCUUUUGGCCGACUUCCCUUCUGGCAUCGCGUUCCUAUACACCUACAAUUAUCUAUAAUCAAUGAACCUAUCCACUGGGAACACUAUCGAAAUUGCCGACCCGAUCUGUCAAAUGAUGUAGUAGAAUUUAUCAAGUCACUCCUAGAAAAAAAUCCGGCGAGACGGAUGUCCCUGGACGAAGCACUAGGCAUCGCUACAAAGCAUGUGCCCCUCUAG